Lytechinus variegatus (green sea urchin) is the source of this 2644-nucleotide messenger RNA. Its product is annotated as calcium and integrin-binding family member 2-like. Gene Ontology annotation, molecular function: calcium ion binding. The transcript is spliced from 8 exons. The coding region runs from base 163 to 717 and encodes 184 amino acids. NCBI's taxonomy places the organism in Eukaryota, Metazoa, Echinodermata, Echinoidea, Temnopleuroida, Toxopneustidae. The record is from RefSeq and is a predicted model, not a curated record.
UAACCGGAACUUUUACUCGGCGUCAUCAAAGUCUAGUUUUAGUUAUAACUUUUAUGGAAAAUAAUACGGGCCAGAAUAAUAAAAGAAAUUUAUUAACAGGCGUUAUUGGAAGGAGAAACGUGCCAUUGUGGUUGGCUGGGAUAAAUUUACCGGUGAACAGUCAUGGGAGGUUCUCACAGCGUUUUCACCGAGGCGGAGCUAGACGACUAUCAAGAGUUGACAUUCUUUAGCAAAAAGGAAAUCCUCCAUGUACACAAAAGAUUUCAUCUGUUAGACCCAGAAGCUGUUAGGAGAGACAAAAAUGCAUGUCUUCCAAUGGACAAAAUCCUUGAGCUACCAGAAUUGAAGGUAAACCCUUUCAAGGAUCGCAUCUGUAAGGUAUUCUCCUCCACCGAUGACGGCUCCCUGACGUUUGAAGACUUUCUCGACAUGAUGUCCGUCUUCAGUGACUCCGCCCCCAAGAGCAUGAAAGCAGAAUAUGCAUUCAGAAUCUAUGACUUUGAUGAGGAUGAUUUUAUCAGCAGUGCAGACAUUCGUGAGAUGGUGAACCGACUAACUGGUGAGCAACAGAUCACUGACGAUGACAUGCAACAUCUCAUCAAUAAUAUCUUUGAAGAAGCUGAUCUUGACGACGAUGAUGCUUUGUCUUUUGCGGAGUUUGAGCAUGUCAUCUCCAAGGCCCCUGACUUCAUGAACACUUUCCGCAUCCGCCUGUAAGAGUCUGUAAGGAGCUUCCUCUUUGCUGGUCCCACCCUCAGUUUCACCCGCCUGGUAACCAGAAAAGAUCAUUUAAAAAAGAUAAAUACUCUAUAAAUGUUAUUCUCUCCUGCAAACUGAUACCUUGUCAUACAGUGCAAGGUGAUUUUUUUCUUCAGAAAACCAUUGCCAGGGAUGUAGUCAAGGCAGGCCUUACGGCACUUUUUUCCUGGCCUUGCCUCUCCCAGGCAGAGUCAAAUGUAAAUUUUACAUGUAAUUACAUUCACAAUUCUCCUUACUGUACAUAUGAUUUGAUGCUCAAAAGUGUUGGGUGAAAAUUUCUGAAAAUUCAUGAAUGCUUGGUUGGCAAGUCCAUUUUGGGUCUGAUAUUUGAGUAUCGUCUUAAGAUCUUAAGAUUUACCACAACUAGAUAAAUAAAUUAAAUUAUUCUUAUUUUUUUGGGGGGGAUAUAACAGUGACUAAAGCUAUAUUGUAUUCAUCCCGUCUGAACGGUCUUUUAGGAUCUAUGACUGGACGUACAGACGUGACAGCGUCUUCCGUUUGGGUUCAUUCGCACCUCCACUUGAGGCAUGUUCUGGACCUGUUGACAUAACGCUUAGCAAUCGAUCUUGAGGCAGAUUUCUAUGGUUGAGUGCAUUUAUUUUUGUGUAUGAUCAAUUAUAAAGAUUAGCCCCAUGAUCAGACGCUGAUCUUCAUGUUACCUGGCCCUGGCCUUGGUGUGUUUGCGUUGUGUGUUCGUCCAUUAACAAGAAUUUCAAUGUGCCUGAUUUUGCCUGCGCACCUGUUCGGUGUCGCAGUUAAGAAUUUAUGUCUUUCAUAUUUGAGCAAUCUAUUUGUACAUAUGUUAUAAUUAAAAUGAUUUAAUUGAAAUUUAUGAAAGUGAUAAUUACACUGAAUUUAUAGAUGUACUGUUAGCAAUGCGGUGUCACAAUCGACCAGUCUCCUGCUUCUGGCACAAAUGUCCCAUGGAUCGACCAUGGAAUAAUUUUCAAAAUUCCAAUUUUAUUCUCAAUAAAUUUUACAUAUUUUUUACUUCUUGUAAAAAAGCAACAAACAUAAGAGGAAUUGCCUUAUUGGAAUUGAAUAUUCUUGUUAUUAUGACAAUUUGUGUCUUGAAUGCAUUUACUUCAUUGCUAAUGCUUCAGGAGAGAAUACUAAGACACAGGGGCAUUUUAAAUUUGGUAUGUUUUGAAAGUGCUACAUGGACUUUUAAAAUUCAUACAUGUAUUAUGAAUUUAUAUUGCACAUCUUAAAAUGGCAUUUGUCCUCACUAUGUCAUUCUCAGAAAACAUGAUUUUUAAAGAAGUUUGAAUAAUACCCUCAUUGAACCCUUUGCAUGAGAUACACUACUUGUUCCUCAGGCUAGGGUCUAUGGAAAAGUGCAUUAUCCCAAAAUCAAAGUGUGCGGAAUAUUGACUGGUCCAAUGAAGUGAGACCAAUGAAAUUUUCACCGAAGUUGCUGAUUAUAAAAAGUCUGAACACUAAACUGAAUGAUAUUUUAUCAUGGAAGUUAUUUAGAAUUUUAUCAGAGGAAGUGAGGUAAUAAAGUGAGGGACCCUCCUCUCUCUCUCUCUGGGAUAGGGCAGUCAUGGUCUAUAUCUCUAUACAUUGUAAGGAAACGUAAUGUAAAAAGGGGCGAUUUUUGUUAAAGUAGCAAAGUUGCUGAUUUCUUGUUGUAAAUAACUGUUAAUAAUAUAUAUGAAUUCUAUUUUAAUUUAAUCAAUUUCCCUAUCCAUGUCUACUUUCCCUGUCCAUGUUUUAUCUUUUGUUGUAAAUAUAAACUCACAAUAUUGAGACUUAUUUGAGGCAAAAAAAGCAAGCAUCUUCACAAUCAAAUAUCUAAAAUUUCAAAUUUAUUGAAUUCAGUGUAGAACAAUUUAAAGUGGAAAAAAGAUUAUAUUUCAUCAUGGGCUUUCCAUGACAUACA